AUGUUCCGUGUCAUCGAUGCACAGAUCCACCCUCUGGCACACUUCAAGUUCUGCCCGGACGUCUUCGAAAAACGUUAUAAUGUCGCCGACGCCGCCAUGAAAGCCGCGGUCAAAUGUCUCAGCGAUGGGAUGCUCCCUGUGAUCGUCGACUCUGCUGAAGCAGGCCACUACGUGACUGAGGUACACAUCAAUCAGGACCGUUAUCAAGAUGAUAGCGUGGCCGUCUGUUCGAACCCUAAACUCUGGCUUUUGGAGCUGAAGCGCAAGGUCGAGAGGGGGCAUGUGUAUAACAAAGGCGUAUCGAAGAGCGUCUCGGCGGGACGGGAGUCGCAACUAGGGAAGCUGUGCCGCAUUCCGGUUCAUGAGAGAGAGACUCGAGUGCAGAAGUGGAAGUUUGUGCCGUUGACGAAGGAGGAAAUGAAGGAUGGUGGAUAUAUCGAUCUUUUCGAGGAAGGGGAAGCUGCUGAGCGUGAACCGCUUCCGGAUGUUCUAGCAAUGGCUUUGCAAUUGUUACUGUCGCAGAGAUGA
Stereum hirsutum FP-91666 SS1 is the source of this 528-nucleotide messenger RNA. RefSeq lists its product as uncharacterized. The coding region runs from base 1 to 528 and encodes 175 amino acids. The record is from RefSeq and is a predicted model, not a curated record. NCBI's taxonomy places the organism in Eukaryota, Fungi, Basidiomycota, Agaricomycetes, Russulales, Stereaceae. The transcript has 2 exons.